Messenger RNA from Hevea brasiliensis (rubber tree), 1266 nucleotides. RefSeq lists its product as uncharacterized. Lineage: Eukaryota; Viridiplantae; Streptophyta; Magnoliopsida; Malpighiales; Euphorbiaceae. Bases 218 to 901 code for a protein of 227 amino acids. Gene Ontology annotation, cellular component: nucleus; elongin complex. The record is from RefSeq and is a predicted model, not a curated record. Gene Ontology annotation, biological process: transcription elongation by RNA polymerase II. The transcript has 8 exons.
UUCACUAUAGAUACGCCUGCGUAAAUUCCCAACGAGCUGUCCCUUGACACAUAGGAAACGGUGCACGUUAGCAAAUGGCGCGCACAUUAGAAAGAAAAGAAAUAAGGAAAAAUAAGAAGAUUUCCGUUCGUUGUCAGAAUCGGAACCGUCUCUUUCCAUCUCCGAUCGAUCACUCCCCUUAACAAGGGCAUAUUUCGAGGAAGAGAGGUCAAGUAAUAUGCCUGAAAGAAAGAGGAAGGCUCCUACAUUGGUUGAUCUUUGUGUUAAUGUGGCAAUAAGUCAUGUGAGGUACUUAGGAGACGUUGGGGAAACAGAUUUACUUAUCCUUGAUCGCAUUUUACCACAUUGUUCAUUGGACCAGUUGAUGCAUGUAGAGAAAAGCACAGUAGGGCGAGAUCUUAGCCCAGUAACUGAUAAGCUAUGGAAGAGAUUCUAUGAGCUGCAGUUUGGCGAGGCAAAUGCUAAUCUUGCAAUAGAGAGGAUGAGCAGGUGCAAAGCUUCCUUUCGCUGGAGAGACCUAUAUGAGGCAAAACUGAAGGUUAUUGCUAAGCAGGAGGAUGAAGCAGUUGCUCGACUUCGGCAAUCAUACAAAAAGGAAGAUACUAAAAAACAAAGUAAGCAAAUUCGUCUUUGCACAAAGGUUCCACCUUCAGGCAGUAAAAGAAACUUUUAUGGAGGAAGUGGACCUGGAUACAAUCUUUCCAAUGUGAAGAGCAACUUGAUGAAGAAAUCAAAAAUAGAAUUUCUUAAGAGCCGAGAAGUGAAAAAUAUUGCAGCCAUGAAGAAAAUUUCGGUGCCAAGAAAUAAUAGUGCCUCCACUGUGACAAAGACUGGGGGCUUUCCUGGAAAUAAUUCCGCAUCAUCUUCUAGACAUACAAAGUCAUUCGACAGGAGAUUCUAGAAGCAUGUGAUCUGAGGCUUUGCAUUGUCAACAAUGGGAGCAAAACAAAAUGAUUUAUUUACCUGAACUUUGAAACAUUUAAAUUUUCAAUUUGAAUACGUAAAUGCACAAGCUGAUUCCCUCUGCGUCUGCAUCCACAUUACAACCUUCCAUUUUGAGAGAGCAAUAUGUCAGACUUGUAAUAUAUUCUUUUUACUCGAGUAUUUGUCACAGUAAUGACACAUUCAUAUGAAUGGUUAUAAUUGUUGUAUUUUGAUGCUCUCUUUUAAGGUACAAUUUGAACUCCCGCAUUAUCAUGCUUUGUAAUCUUCAACUAAGGUUCUAAUGACUUACAAGGGAGAGUACACCCUUGGCCUCAUUUCCAA